Molecule: messenger RNA, 941 nt
Organism: Panthera uncia (snow leopard)
Lineage: Eukaryota; Metazoa; Chordata; Mammalia; Carnivora; Felidae
Gene: DUT
Product: deoxyuridine triphosphatase
Exons: 7
Coding region: 16-876 (286 amino acids)
Biological process (GO): dUMP biosynthetic process; dUTP catabolic process
Molecular function (GO): dUTP diphosphatase activity; magnesium ion binding
Source: RefSeq, a predicted model, not a curated record
GACACCACAAAAAAGAUGAGGGUCCAAGGAGGCAGGCGGAGACCUCGUUCCCGGGGGCCCAGAGCCUGCGCCAGCCCAAGGGCGGUCCAUGCGCCGCCUCCUUGCGCUCUUCGUCAGACGGCGGCGGCGGUUACUGCUUCCGAGGUCAUUUUACCCGGACGUAUCUUUAGGGUGCAGACCCGGAGAGCGCCUGCGGGAGCGGGCCAGCCAACCAGCGCCCAAACUUCGGGGCAAAUGACUCCCGUCUGCCCUCGCCCGGCUCUCGGCUACCAUUUCUUUCCGUGUUUGCUCCGCUCAGUGUUUAAAGACGCGCGCAGCGCAGCGCCGAGAGCAGAGGCCGCGGGGCCGCCCCGGCCGCUGUCCAGCACUCGCAGCCUGAGUCGGGGCUGCCGCGGCGCCACGACACCCACCAUCUCCCCCAGCAAGCGGGCUCGGCCUGCGGAGGACGCCAUGCGGCUCCGCUUUGUCCGGCUCUCGGAGCACGCCACCGCCCCGAGCAAGGGGUCCGCGCGGGCCGCGGGCUACGACCUGUACAGUGCCUAUGAUUAUACAGUACCACCUAUGGAAAAAGUCCUUGUGAAAACGGACAUUCAGAUAGCUCUUCCUUCUGGGUGCUAUGGAAGAGUAGCUCCCCGUUCUGGCUUGGCUGCGAAACACUUCAUAGAUGUAGGAGCUGGCGUCAUAGAUGAAGAUUAUAGAGGAAAUGUGGGUGUUGUACUAUUUAAUUUUGGCAAAGAAAAGUUUGAAGUCAAAAAGGGUGAUCGAAUUGCACAGCUCAUUUGUGAACGGAUUUUUUAUCCAGAAAUAGAAGAAGUUCAGGUUUUGGAUGACACUGAAAGGGGUUCAGGAGGUUUUGGUUCUACUGGGAAGAAUUAAAACUUAUGCCAAGAAUAGAAAAUGAGAAAACAUACUUUUCUUAAAAAUAAAGAGUCUUUGCUUAA